AUGGCGUGGGGCGUUCUGGACGAUCCGCUUUUGGCAUCGCCUCCCGGGACGGUGAACCUGACAAACGACACAAGCAGUGACGGUUUGGCUGGUAGGCAUGACGUUAAGAAGCGGGGAAACAUUGUUCUGCAACCGCAGCCGAGUGAUAGUCCGAAUGAUCCUCUGAACUGGUCUCAAGGUUGGAAAAUCGCACACAUUCUUGUCGUGGUCUUUGGGUCCGGCGUCACGAAUGGAGUUACCGCGAUGAUCACUCCGGGGCUUAUUCCUCUUUCAGAAAAGUUUGGCGUCUCGGGCGAUGUAGCCUCAUCCUUCAUGAUUGGGGCCGUUGGCUUCUGGACGGCUCUGGGAAGCUUCUUCGUUGUGUCUGGGGCGAGUAUUUGGGGAAGACGGCCAUUCUACGUCUUGAGCAUCGUCUUUUUGGCCAUCUCCAAUUACCUGGCUUACCUAGCUGAGACUUUCCCGGUCUUAGCUAUCAUGCGGACGAUUACGGGCUUUGCUUCGGCACCUCUUCUUUCCCUUGCCACAGCGACGAUAUCAGAUGUCUUCUUUGUCCACGAGCGCGGUAUCGUCAUUGCAGUUUGGACCGUCCUACUUAACUGUGGCGCUCAGUUGGGCCAAGUGAUUGCCGGAUUUAUCAUCGACGCCAUGGGUGUGUCAGCUGUUUUUGCAUUUGCAUCUCUUGUAUAUGUAAUCCUCUUUCCCAUGGCGUACUUUCUCGUUCUCGAAUCAUCUUAUCCUCGGUUACCCAACACCACCUCCGCUGGGAUUUCCAAUGGUGGCCUUGAAAGAGCUACCGCAUUGGAAUUUGAGGAUCUUAAGGAGAUGGCAAAGGUCGAACCCAAGGAGCCGUAUCGCCGCCAGCUUACACUAUUUCGCGGACGCCUGAGCAACCUCUUUUUCUGGAAGGGUGUUUUGAAACCCCCUUGCCUCAUUGUCCUCCCCACCAUACUUUCCAGUACCAUCCUCUUUAGCACUUAUUUCGCUUUCCUUGUCGGCAUCCCCAUCCUGAUGUCAGUCGUCUUUAGCACACCGCCAUACAACCUCACACCUUCCCAAGUUGGGCUUACAAACCUCCCACUCGUCGCUACUUCUGUUAUUGGUGGGCCUCUAAAUGGAUGGAUUUCUGACGUCCUUGCCCGCUUCAUGGCGAGACGAAACAGAACUAAUCCGGGCACGUUUGAACCUGAGUUCCGUCUGGUGCUCUUGCUCGUCAGUGCGCCUGUAACUGCAGUCGGCCUUAUCGGCCUCGGUAUGAGCAUCGAUAAUAAUCUCCCUCUCGUCUGGCCCCUGUUGUGGAUAUCUGUGAUCUCCUUUGGAGCCAUGGGGGCCACACAGAUUGCUCUGACUUAUGUGGUGGACUGUUUCACGGAUCAGUCCAGCCAAGCUUUCACAGUGGUCAACCUUAUUGCAGCCACCGUCAUUUUCGUGGGCUCGGGUAGCCUGAUCUCAUGGUUCGAGACGGCGGGGCCGCUCGUUGUGUUCGGCGUACUCGCAGCGUUUUCUGCGGUUGUAACGGUAUUAACGAUCCCCAUCUACGUCUUUGGCAAGAGGAUAAGGGGCAUGGUUGCUCGAGCCGAAUGGACUCACUCGCUUACUGGCUAUCAGAAGGCAAAGGAGUAG
Molecule: messenger RNA, 1620 nt
Organism: Ilyonectria robusta
Lineage: Eukaryota; Fungi; Ascomycota; Sordariomycetes; Hypocreales; Nectriaceae
Product: major facilitator superfamily domain-containing protein
Exons: 6
Coding region: 1-1620 (539 amino acids)
Biological process (GO): transmembrane transport
Molecular function (GO): transmembrane transporter activity
Source: RefSeq, a predicted model, not a curated record